This is a messenger RNA of Oncorhynchus mykiss (rainbow trout), 2265 nucleotides long. Lineage: Eukaryota; Metazoa; Chordata; Actinopteri; Salmoniformes; Salmonidae. The record is from RefSeq and is a predicted model, not a curated record.
UUUUUAGCUCUCACACACUGUACUGAAGUAAGGAGAGUGACCCCUGGUGGUAAUGGAAGGGACAUGCAGUGCAACUGUCUCCCUGGUGACGGCAAUAAGAGUGUGGCAAUCAUUGAUAUGGACAGACUUCAUUCUGAGUAACAAAGUGCAACGAGGAAGAAUUGUGUGAAACAAAAUGCUCUCGGGAGAACUGGACUGGCUGGUCUUACCGUACACGAGGAGGUCGUUGUUUAGAGGUGGUCUACGCUCGUCUCUAAUCCCUGCAGGAGAGACCUCUUCACUGGACCAGGAUAAGGUGCAGGAGAGACCUCUUCACUGGACCAGGAUAAGGUGCAGGAGAGACCUCUUGACUGGACCAGGAUAAGGUGCAGGAGAGACCUCUUGACUGGACCAGGAUAAGGUGCAGGAGAGACCUCUUCACUGGACCAGGAUAAGGUGCAGGAGAGACCUCUUCACUGGACCGGGAUAAGGUGCAGGAGAGACCUCUUGACUGGACCGGGAUAAGGUACAGGAGAGACCUCUUCACUGGGCCAGGAUAAGGUGCAGGAGAGACCUCUUCACUGGACCAGGAUAAGGUGCAGGAGAGACCUCUUCACUGGACCAGGAUAAACUCUACUUCCUGGUUUGGGUUUUCAGCUCUACAUUUAUGAAGCACCCGUCUGAAAAAUCUGUCCAGUUGACUCACAGAACUUCUGUCAAGAGAUAUAGCACCACAACAACUGCAGAACUUGAUGUUGUGUCCCACGCAGACCAGAGGAACAGGAACUUGAGGCCAUGGCAGAGCAGGGGGAAGCCCGGGGGACAGGAGAGGAACCACGAACACCCAACACGCCAUCCCUGAACCACCGGGGGACAGGGGGGACUUUCGGGGAGGGUCAAGAUGUGAAGGGAGAAGUCAUAACCAGAUCCACGAGGGAGAAGAACGGUCGCUUCACCAACCCCUGGCCCACAUGGCACUACCCCUCCUCUGCCUCCCUGCUCCGGUUCUACCUACUAGAUAAGGACCACAGCAACCUACCCCGCUCCAAAGAGGAGUUAGACCGUGAGCUUCCACUGCUGAAACCGUCCUUCAUCCAGAGUCCUGAGGUGUCAGGAACCGUGGGGUCUGGUCUCAGGGUGACCUGGCUGGGCCACGCAUCCGUCCUGGUAGAGAUGGACGGCCUGGUCAUCCUCACUGACCCCAUCUUCAGCCAGAGGGCGUCUCCCUUCCAGUUCAUGGGGCCCAAGAGGUUCAGGGGCCCGCCGUGUACAGUAGAUCAACUACCCAAGGUGGAUGCUGUGCUCAUCAGCCACACCCACUACGACCACCUGGACGUAGGUUCAGUUAGCAGCCUCAAUAAGCGCUUCGGCGCCGAGCUGCGUUGGUUUGUCCCUCUGGGGCUCCAGGGUUGGAUGCAGAGCUGUGGCUGUAAGAACGUGAUAGAGUUGGACUGGUGGGAGGAGAGCUGUGUCCCUGUCCCCAGCCCUGUCGCUGUCCCCAGCCCUGUCGCUGUCCCCAGCCCUGUCGCUGUCCCUGUCCCCAGCCCUGUCCCUGUCCCCAGCCCUGUCCCUGUCCCCAGCCCUGUCGCUGUCCCCAGCCCUGUCCCUGUCCCCAGUGGUGUCAGCCAGGAUAAGGUCAUGUUCGUAUUCACCCCAGCCCAGCACUGGUGCAAGCGCACCCCAACAGACGAUAACAGGGUGCUGUGGGGGAGCUGGUCUGUCCUGGGGCCCUGCAACCGCUUCUUCUUUGCUGGAGACACCGGCUACUGCUCGUCCUUCCAGGAGAUUGGGAGGCGCUUUGGUCCGUUCGACCUGGCUGCCAUAUCCAUCGGCGCGUACCUGCCCAGAGAUGUAAUGAAGUCACUGCAUGUGGACCCAGAGGAGGCUGUGGAGAUUCAUAAGGACGUUAAGGCCAAACACUCCCUGGCUAUUCACUGGGGGACCUUCGCAUUAGCUCAUGAGUUUUACUUAGAGCCUCCAGUGAGACUCAGGGAGGCCAUGGAGAAGAAUGGGUUGAAUGUGGAGCACUUCUUUGUCCUGAACCAUGGAGAAUCCAGAGUGAUGGGGGGAGAAAGAGAAGGAGGGGGCGUUUGACUGAUCAGAUGGGCUACAUUGCCAGAAGCUGCAAUAUGAAAGAGUUUGGACUUCUGACAAAGAGAUCUAAGCUUGGCAUUAUAGUAGUAAUAGUUUGCCUGAUAAAGGGGCACUGAUGUACAUAUUUGCAACUUUAAAAUAAAUAUAUGUUUUUAAUGCCAAGUGAUAUUGAUUGCACUAUUAAAUACAUUU